Drosophila subpulchrella is the source of this 4745-nucleotide messenger RNA. RefSeq lists its product as uncharacterized. Lineage: Eukaryota; Metazoa; Arthropoda; Insecta; Diptera; Drosophilidae. The coding region runs from base 249 to 4679 and encodes 1476 amino acids. The transcript is spliced from 15 exons. The record is from RefSeq and is a predicted model, not a curated record. Gene Ontology annotation, biological process: lipid transport. Gene Ontology annotation, molecular function: lipid carrier activity.
AGUCCGAGUUUGGAUCGCGAACCGAGCAGACGUUGAGCUGUGAUCCGGGAAUUAGACGCGUUGGUGAUAAAGGAGGAAAAACGUCGGCUUCUUUGAAACAUAUCUGAUAAUACAUAUAUUAUACAUAUUUAUAUAUAUACUGGGUGAUAUUACCAUACAGAGUCUUUGCGCAAAGUGAAAAGUGAAAGGCGUCGGGAAAUCUGUGAUAAAACGAGUGCCACGACCUCGGAAGGAAGCAGCAGCAGGCCAUGAGGCGACUCAAGUGCUCCGUGAUCGUGUAUCUGUUCCUGAUCUUCGACGCCGGCCAUGCCUUCAGCAUCAUUGGCCUCAACAAACAGAUGCUCUACGAGUACGUGGGCAAUGUCCUGGUGGGUGCGAAGCCCCAGGACGAGGGCCACCAGGCGCCACCCACCACCGGAUGGAUAGUGCGGGGCAAGCUGACGCUCCAGCGACAGAGCGAACUGGCCUUGGCUGCGGCGCUGGUCAUCGACGAUGUAACGCUGAACAACUCCGGCGAGAAGUUCCUGCAGAACAAGGAGAUGUACCCGCCCUACAAGCCCUUCAAGAUCGCCCUCACCCCGGACGGAGCCAUCUCGCAUGUGGUCUUCAAGGAGGGGGAUCCCAUUUGGAGCAUGAACUUCAAGCGGGCCAUCGCAUCAGUUCUUCAGUUCCAGAUGAAGUCCAGCGGGGCUUUCGUCGUGGAUGAGCUGGGCAUCCACGGCACCUGCCGCACGGAGUACUUCGUGUCCAACAGGACCAACUACAUCUCCAUCCGCAAGACGCCGGAGGUGAAGACCUGCAAGCCCUACUCGGAGGCGGUGCACAUCACCCGGAGCAACGUGCCGCCGAAUACGUGCGAGUUCGAUCACCAGAAGAGUGUGAUCAUUGGCAACGAGGCCAUUUACGGAAUGUCGCCGCACAACGAGACGGGAUACUACCUGAGCAUGGCCCAUGCCAAGGGCACCACUCUGGUCCACACGUUUGAGUCCACGGGAGUGGCUCAGUUCAUCAACUCGGAGUUGCUGCUCAACUUUGUCAAUGAGACGCCCAUCGAUAAUCCCAUCGAUAUUGAAACCUCAAUGGCGGCAGAACCUUCUAACCUGGAACUACAGCCUCUGGAUCCAAACGAUCCCACUGGCGGCCGAAGUCCGCAGCAGCAGGCGACACUCAUGGCCCAAGCGGGCGCACUCCUGGACAGCUUGGCCGAGGGCCUCGAGACAACGGAAUUCAAGUUCUCCGAACCCUAUGACUCCACUCUAUCCGAUGUUAUUAAGCUUCUCAGCGAGAUGGACUUUGAUUCCCUGGCGAAGCUCUACGGGGAGGUGGAUAUCGGCACCUCCUAUCGCCAGGAGACCAUCCGCAAUAUCUUCCACGAAAUCAUUCCCCGCAUUGGAACCAAAGCCUCCGUGUUCCUCACCCACCACCUGGUGCUGAACAAGUUGACUAAGCCGCAAGUCGCUGUGCAACUGCUCAUACCUAUGCCCUUCCACAUCUUCGAGCUCUCGGCCGAGCUGGUGCAAAAGUGCGAGGACUUCCUAAGCAUUGGGCCAGGUCUCCCGGAUGUGCGGCAGGCAGCUAUCCUAAGCUUUGCCACACUCGUCCAUAACGUAUAUGUGGCCAAGGGCAUCGACAAUCAUAAGUUUGAGGAAUACGUUCAGAAGUACUUCAAUUCCUAUCUGAGCGAACGCGACUUCGACCAGAAGAUGUUGUACCUGCAGGGCUUGAACAACCUGCAGUUGGGCAACGUGGCCAACUAUCUGGAGCCCAUCGUUCAGGACCCCAACGAGCACGAGGACCUGAAGUUUCAGGCCGCGUGGACGACUCUAGCACUGGCAGAUCGCCGUGCGGAGCGGAUAUAUGAGGUCUACUGGCCGAUCUUCGAGUCGCGCAACGCCAGCCUGGAACUGCGCGUGGCCGCCGUCACCCUGCUAUUGAUUUCCAACCCCACGGCUGCCCGUCUAAUCAGCAUCCAUCGCAUCAUCCAGAGCGAGACGGACCCGCACAUGAUCAACUACUACAGGACGACAGUGACGAGCAUCUCGGAGACCACAUAUCCCUGCUAUCAGAACCUGCGCCGCCUGCUGUCCUACAUGCACCGCCAUCUGCCCCAGAAGCCCGAGUCACGCUACUGGGUCACCGGCAACUACAUCUUCGACUAUCGCGACUCCAAGUUCGGAAUCGGAGCGAUGCUGCAGGUCUUUCUCGUGGGCGAUCCCAAGUCGGACAUGCCAGUGGUGGCCUUCUUUAAAUUCGACACCGAAGCUCUGGGCAAGUUCACGGGUCAACUGGCGUUGUACAUCAAGGCACGUGGAUUGCCAGACACCAUCCUGAACAAGAUGCAGCCGCGAAACGCCAGCGAUCCGUUUACCUUCAAGAGCAUCAAGGCGCUGUUGGCCAUGUUGCAGGCUCCGAUCAUCAACUCGAAGGAUCUGCACCUGGAGUUCAUCCUGCAAAUGGAGGGCAAGACGGUGCUGUCCUACUACCUCAAUCAGCGGAUGUUCCAGCAGCUGACCUAUGAAAACAUUCUGGAGCGAAUGCAGCAGAUCAUCCGGACGGACAGCCACAUCAACAUGCAGACGGUGCGCUGGCCAUUCAUGAAUCGCUACACGGUGCCCACAGUGCUGGGUACCUCCUCCGACGUCCUACUGCAGACCACCGUACUGACCUCGCUUCGUGGCAAUAUCACGGAGCAGCGUAGUCCACCGAUUACCAGGCACACGCUGGAGAUCGACGCCCGCUACUCGUCGUACGCCUCGGUGCGCAGCCGCAGCUACAAUCCGUUCCUGAAUCUGGACCACGAGAUUAACCGGGAGCAGGGCUUCCUCAUCUACAUCCCCUUCAGCAGCGAGUUGCAUCUCAACGAGAGCGACAGCAAGUGCCGGCGCUACUCCUUCUCCAGGCCUCAGAAUCUGACCAGUGGCCUAUCCUUCAAGUCCCGUGCAGUGACCAGGACCAGGGGGCUAAUUACCAAGACUGCGUCGGCGCCCUUCGAGGAGAUCAUGGUGCCCGAGAGUCGAUACGAUGUGGUCCAACUCUUUAACUAUUCACUGCCGGAUCUGGGCGUACGACUGAGCAUGAACACCAAUCUCAACGAGUUAAUUAAGUACCGAGGAAUGCUGCUCAAAUCCGAGUUCACAGAAAAUGGCUUCUCCGGCAACGUGGUGGUCACCGCCUUGAUGUAUAUAUUUGGCUUCACCCAGCUAAGCUCCAUCCACCUAGGCCACGAUCGGAACUUUACGAUGUUAAUGUACAACGAGAAGACCACCAGAAUCGAGGGAAACUUUUGUGCCGAAGAUGUGUUGAAGACUUCAGACCUAAAGGGCAAACAGAUUGGCCUGACGCUGGAGCACACAGACCACGUGGACGAAUCGCAUAUUACGGAUGGAACACCCAAAGUUGAUGCUCUUCACAGGUGGAACUUCACCCUGGACGUUCAGGCCUCGACCAAGUCCAACUGGUUCAAGUUGACUGGCCAAAUUCAGCGCAAUUCCAAGGACGACGAGGACGACUGGAAGGCCUGCACCAGGUUGACCUAUGAACCGUUGGUGUUCACCAAGCGACCUCACACUCUGAAUGGCAAUGUGGUGUUCGGGUUGGCCAGCGAGGAAAGCGAGUGCCCGGAAAAGGGUUCCGCGGUGCAGUUUGCAGCUAGAGCCGGCCCCUCGGAGCACGCCCGUGCCUUUCUGCGCUCUGACAAGAUCUCGCUGACGGACACCGACUUCUGUCCCAAAGAGGUGCUUAAGUUCUCCCCUAUCCCCACGUCAAAGUAUUGCAAGCGCAGCAACUUUGAGAACUUUACAUCGAUCACUCAGUAUGACAUGGACCUGAAAUUUAAUAACAUGCCCGCCUGGUUCGAAUUGUGGUCCAACCGUCUAGACCACCUAGUCUCCGCCUUAUCCGCCGACAAGGUGGACAGUCUGCAUAUGAGUCAGGAGAUCAACAUAUCCAUGCACACGCCUCAAGACCAAUUCAGGUUGGCGGUGGACGUCAACGGAGUCAAGUGGCGAUUCCACCAGAUUCCCUUCUUGUACAAACUGGACUCCAAGUUCGAUGCUUCGCAAGAACUUACCUACGACUCGGGUCUUAAACGUUCCUGCUCGGUUAUCAAUGGUAUAGUGAAUACCUUCGAUGAUCACUUGAUCAAUCUCAGAGAGAUUGCGGUGCGUCCUGAUUGCCUCACCCUGCUGGUGGCCGACUGUUCGCCGCUGCCCCAGAUGGCAGUGUUCGUUACGCCAUCGCCUGUCGAAGGUUCGGAGAGCAACUACGGAUUACGUGUCCACAUCGGGCAGAACUACUUUAAUUUCCCCGCCCGAAAAGACAACAGCAGCCAGCCCUCGGAUGAGCCGGUGCGCAUAUAUCUCAACCAUGAUCAAACGCCGCACGAUGUGCGCCAAAAGCCCUACCAGUGGCCCCUCGAGGCUAGCGACUACGACUUCCGCGUGGAGCUAAACGAGCAAAACAUUCUGAUUGUGGAGCACACGCAGCUGGCCUCUACCAUCCAGUUCGACCUUUACAACAUCCUUAACUUUGAGAUCUUCGGCGUGUACAAACACCAGAUGUGUGGGCUGUGCAGCAAUCCCCUCAACCACAUGCAGAACUAUACAAUCUGCGAGCUGGAGGCGAGCACUCCGACUCCCGUUCCUCUGCCGAAUUCUUCCAAAGUAGUUGUAGUUGCAUAAAUAUAAUGUGAGAGUUUAAUCUAAAAUAAAAGAGAAAAGAAUCCCAGAGAAGGGAGUACAUGCAAA